AGAAGAUUUAGUUGAGGAUGAGAUCAUGGUUGCAACAACAGCCAAGACAACAAUAGUCACUGAGAGACCAAGUUUAGAUCAUUCAGCUUCCUUCUCUCCUGAAGAGUCCCUGUUCACUCGUAUAUCACAUUCAUCUCUAGAUGAAUAUGAACCUGUCGAAGAUCCAACUACAGAACAUCUGCCAGCCCAAUCAUCUACUCAAUCCAUUCUUGAAGUAAGGACCCUUCCAGAGACUCCAACUGAAGCUGUGCAUACUGAUGUUUUCACUCCCCUCACCUUUGUGGAGGAGCCUAUUUUGUCAGAGAAGGUUGAAGAUGAGGACUUAACUACAAUAUUUCAUUCAGAAACACUACCUACCCAGUCUUCUACUCAAUCGGCUCUUGAGGAAACUACUCCAGAGACCCCAACUGAUGCUAUGAACAAUGACAUUGCAACUCGCUUCACCUUUGUGGGGAAGCCUUUUUUGUCAGAGGAGGCUGAAGAUGAAGAAUCAACAAAAUUAUUUAUCUCAAAACAUCUGCCUACCCACGCAUCUACUCAUUCGACUCCUGAACAGAUGACUCCAGAGACUCUAACUAAUGCUGUGAACGCUGAUGUUGUAACUCACUUUUACUUUGUGGAGGAUCCUACUUUGUCUGAGAAGGUUGAUGAUGGGGUCCCAACUACAAUAUUUUAUACAGAAACUCUGACUGGCAAAUCUUCUACUCAUUCAACUCUAGAGGAAAGCACUCCAGAGACUCCAACUGAUGCUGUGCACACUGUUGUUGCAACUCACUUCACCUUUUUGGGGGAGCCUAUUUUGUCAGAGCAGGUUGAAGAUGGGGACUCGAAUACAACAUUUGAUUCAGAACCUCUGCCUACCCUCUCAUCUACUCAUUUGAUUCCUAAAAAGACAACUCCAGAGACUCCAACUGAUGCUGUGCACACUGUUGCUGCAACUCACUUCACCUUUUUGGGGGAGCCUAUUUUGUCAGAGGAGGUUGAAGAUGGGGACUCGAAUACAACUUUUAAUUCAGAACCUCUGCCUACCCUCUCAUCUACUCAUUCGAUUCCUAAAAAGAUAACUCCAGAGACUCCAACUGAUGCUGUGCACACUCCACACUUUGUGGAGGAGCCUAUUUUGUCAGAGGAGGUUGAAGAUGGGGACUCAAAUACAACAUUUAAUUCAGAACCUCUGCCUACCCUCUCAUCUACUCAUUCGAUUCCUAAAAAGACAACUCCAGAGACUCCAACUGGUGCUGUGCACACUGAUGUUGUAACUCACCUCACCUUUGUGGAGGAGCAGAUUUUGUCAGAGAAGGUUGACGAUGGGGACUCAACUACAAUAUUUCAUGAUCCAACAACAUCUGUCAUUUCAAAUAUUUCAGAAACUUUAAAAACAAACGUUAGUUCCACCAACCUACCACCAUUUUAUCAACCGACUCUCAGACCCAAUGAUCAGAUUGAUGAUGAAGUAGAUACUUCAAAGGAUUCCAUAAAGGAAGGCACAGUAGAGUCAAGUUCUGACAUCACAGGUCUCAUUCUACCUACUGAACAAGUUAACUCUAAAAGUUUUACUGUGAAAGGUCCUAUUCCAGUAAACUCUAGUGUAUCAAUUGACAUCUUCCCAUUUGAUUGGCCAAGCCAUGAUGAAGACAAUGGUAGUGGGUUCGCUCAUGGGACUGACAUGGCUAGCAUUGCCUUGCCAGCCAGUCCUGGCAGGGCAUUAAUCGUGUUUUUCAGUCUCAGGGUUACCAACGUGAUGUUUUCAGAGGAUCUGUUCAACAAGAGCUCUACAGAAUACAAGGCUCUUGAACAGCGAUUUCUGGAGCUGCUUUUGCCAUAUCUACAGUCCAACCUCAGCAAUUUCCAAAAUUUAGAGAUCUUGAACUUCAGGAAUGGAAGUAUUGUCGUAAACAGCAGGAUGAAGUUUGGGAAACCAGUUCCCCACGGUGUGACAACUGCAGUGUACCUUAUCCUUGAGGACUUCUGUAAUACAGCAUACCAGACUAUGAAUCUCGCAAUAGACAAGUAUUCAUUGGAUGUUGAAUCAGGUGAAAAGGCUGAUCCUUGCAAGUUCCAAGCAUGUAAUGCGUUCUCAAAGUGUUUGGUGAAUCGCUGGUCAGGGGAGGCAGAGUGUGUUUGUAACGCUGGCUAUAUUAGCGUUGAUGGUUUGCCAUGCCAGAGCAUCUGUGACAUACAAGAAGAUUUCUGCCAAAACGAUGGGAAAUGUGACAUCGUACCCGGCAAAGGAGCCAUCUGCAGGUGCCGCGUUGGUGAGAACUGGUGGUAUCGUGGUGAACACUGUGAGGAGUAUGUGUCAGAACCUCUGGUGGUUGGCAUUGCCAUUGCUUCAGUGGCUGGGUUCCUCCUUGUGGCAUCUUGCGUGAUCUUCUUCCUCGCCAGAACUCUACGAGACCAAUAUGACACGGAUGAUUCAGAAGACCCUUUACGAUAUGCAGACAGCGUACCAUCUCUAGAGCGAGACGCUAAGUACAACCCCAUGUUUGAAAGUGAAGCGACUUUGGGCUAUAAUCAGUAUUAUCGCUGUUACCCAGAAAUCCCUGCUUACAGCAUCGGCAGCGUAGAGGCCUCCACAGACUUCAGCAGCGAAGAGGUCCAACACAUUUAUGAGACCAGCAAACUGACCAAAGAGGAAAUCCAGGACCGCAUCCGAAUUAUCGAGCUUUAUGACAAGGACCGCCAGUUUGCAGAUUUUGUCCGGCAGCACCAAGAGGUGCUUGAUGCUAGAAGGGAGAGCUCAUCCAAUUAGAGCUGCAAACCAGGUUGCUCACCGCUAUACCCAAAACACUUGCCUUUUUUUUCUUGAAUGCAAGAAGAGGUCCUCGUUUGCCAUGGUGGACAUUUCAGGGAGAUGUUUUGUGAUGAGGUGAAUGGACUUUUAUGGACAAUUGUGCAGACAUUACAAUCAUUGAAUUCAAAUUGUAAUCUAAUGUAGUAAACACAUAUAUUUUAGUUUUAAUGUGGAUAAUUUAUUUAUGUUUUGCAUGUUUUUUUGUUUUGUUUUAUCUUCACCGUUUUUACUGACGGGCUGAUUUAUUGCAUUAUAAUGGCCAUAUUCAUAAACACGUCAAUGACACUAUAUGUACCGGCAACGCUAUAGAUCUUUAAGUUUCUAUCUUUUUUUAAUGGAAAGCCUGUUUUUCAUUCUUAUGGUCUUUUUAUUUGUCAGUGCCUUUACUUGAUUGUUACUCUUCAUUUAUAUAUUCUUUGUGGAACAUAAUUUGUUGUGUCUGAAAUAUUGACCUACUGUAGACGGAACACUUGCAGAUGGUUAUAGCACUUUUUAUUAGUUCCAUAAUACAAUUUGACCAUGUUUAAUGUUUUUAGCCCUCACUGCUAAUUUUUGGCUAACAGCUUAUUUUCCAUGAAUUUCCAGUAAAUACACACACAAGUGUAUUACAUGUAUUUAAAUGUUAAUGUUAAUAUCCAUCACAGCAGAUUGUUCAAUUUAUAUGUAUAUUUUUAUUGUAAUUGAUUUCCACAUUGAUUUUCAUGGUGGUCACAGCACAAGUUUUAUAUUCAAAAUAAAGUAUAGUGCACAAGGUUUAAUGUUGAUUCAACAUUGCUUAACAUUGUGGAUAUAGUCUUAAUAGUUCUAAUAGUCAAUUGAACUAAUUCAAUGUAUGCUUUUCAAAUCUGUAAAUAAACUGUACUUUUUU
Molecule: messenger RNA, 3662 nt
Organism: Xyrauchen texanus (razorback sucker)
Lineage: Eukaryota; Metazoa; Chordata; Actinopteri; Cypriniformes; Catostomidae
Product: interphotoreceptor matrix proteoglycan 2-like
Exons: 8
Coding region: 26-2752 (908 amino acids)
Biological process (GO): visual perception
Molecular function (GO): hyaluronic acid binding; heparin binding
Source: RefSeq, a predicted model, not a curated record